AUGCCUACGCCACUGGAUCGCGCGAUGAACUCUAAGAACCUUUUCAUGGGGUUUGCAGGGAUGGUGACGGCCGUUGCAGCCUGGUCCAUCUGGGGCUCCGACAUGUUCCCCAGUGAAGCCGACCCCAAAGGAAAUCCCGAGGACUGGACUGUCGAUGAGAUGAGAAGGUGGCUUCGUGUGCGGGGACUUCUGCCGAGCGAAAAUGCAAGCAGGGAAGAAUUGCUGGAGAGAGUCAAAGCCAAUCUGCGGAUACUGCGUAAUUCCAAAGCCCCGGUAUCCAAGUCGUGA
Penicillium pulvis is the source of this 288-nucleotide messenger RNA. RefSeq names its product Ish1 domain-containing protein. The transcript is spliced from 5 exons. Bases 1 to 288 code for a protein of 95 amino acids. NCBI's taxonomy places the organism in Eukaryota, Fungi, Ascomycota, Eurotiomycetes, Eurotiales, Aspergillaceae. The record is from RefSeq and is a predicted model, not a curated record.